Messenger RNA from Metarhizium acridum CQMa 102, 819 nucleotides. The record is from RefSeq and is a predicted model, not a curated record. NCBI's taxonomy places the organism in Eukaryota, Fungi, Ascomycota, Sordariomycetes, Hypocreales, Clavicipitaceae.
AUGUCCAGCUUUAUCCCAGAGCUGCACAGCUCGACGCCCCCCGCACCACCCCCCAAAGGCGGCAGCCACGACGUCAGCAGCAUCAGCACUCCCACCACAAGCUCGUCACCACCUCCCCCGCCCUUCCUACCUCGACCGCUCCCAAGCGACGGCCAAAUCGUCUCUGCGGCCUCAACGCCCCCCCCAUUGACAGUCUCCGAGCCGAUCCCCGACCCGGGCGACGGCUGGCUGCCCGAAAUACUAAGAGACAAGUCGUACGUGUUUGCCCCCACCCCUUCUCUUCGGCCGCAAAAACGCAAAAACAAUGCUAAACAGAGGAACCUCCUCCAGAACGCAAGACUUGGCGGACAUCCUCGCCAACCCGGUCCUGCUCAACGCCCUAGCGCACGCGCCCACCUCGUCGCACGACAGCACCAAGACGUCGCACGCGAACCUCUCGGCGGCGCUGGCCCAAAACACCCAGCUGGCGAGGCAGCUGCGCGGCGCCGAGGCGCGGCUCGCGCACCAGCGCUCCACGACGCAGGCGCAGCUGCUGGCGACGCACGCCCUCGAGAGGCAGUGGCGCCAGAAGCAGUCCGACAUGGACCACGCGCUGGCCCCCUUCUCCCCGGCCUCGCUGUACCAGCAGCUGGCGCAGGGGGUGCAGGAGCAGGCGCUCGUGUGCCAGGCCAUGGAGGAGAGCUUCCUCGAGGGCGGCGCGGGCGCGGGCGCGGACGGCGUCCCCGCGUCGGAGAGGGAGGUGACGGAGUGGAUUCGGCGGUAUCGGGAGGCAAAGGUGCUGUGUUGUUUGAGGCAGGAGAGGAAGGAGAGGUGGGAUGA